Amoebophrya sp. A25 is the source of this 2879-nucleotide messenger RNA. The record is from the annotation of a GenBank genome assembly. Lineage: Eukaryota; Dinophyceae; Syndiniales; Amoebophryaceae.
GCACCACAUAUGAAAGUUGCACGUAGAUACCACCAAGAAAGGGGGUAGAUCAAAACUGCACAAAGAUAGGCUCGGUGAAGAAAAGGUCCAAACACGACGUGCACCUCUUGUACCAGCCAUUGUCAUAGCACAAGGAAAAUAAAAUGUCUAGCUCGACACAGUCUAUUUUGCGACUAGAGUCGCUUCGCGCGCGACGCACCAAAGAUCUCUCUUCCGCAGCGGGAACGCCUCUAUCGUCGACUAGUGCCGGGACUACAGCAGCAAUAAGCUCUUCUCGUGGAGCUGCACAACCACAGCCCAGUGGUAAGAGUACUAAAACAUUCGGUCGAAAACCGGAGCAGCUGAAGCAGGCUGUCAGUGCCGUACGCAAUAGUAGAACACGGGCACGGACACCAGGCGCGGCAACGCCAACGACGCUAGGCAAAAGUGCGGGUACGGCUACAACAAGUGUGUCAGCCUCCCCGCAAGAGGAUACAGCGACUUCUACCACGGAUGAACCACUCGACGACAGGGCAGAGCGCAUUUGCAGUAGAAAAACGUCAACGGCUCUGGACCAUCUUGCUUUUGAUGUUGGAUCUCACGCGAAGAAGGCAAACGUUACCCCAGCAGCAUCUUCAGACGAGACGAUCGAACAACAACUUGAGGCAUGGCUCAACCAAUGCGAGGAUGAAACACAAGACGCCGAAGCCUCCACUCGUCCUAAAUCCUCUAUGUCUAAGGCGGAGAGCAGCCCAGCGCAAGAGCAAGACGAAGAGUCACCAAAGAAAACUAUAUCCGAACAGUUAAGGGAGACGGGUUUCAGAUUUAGUUUCGCAUUGACCAAAAAUGUUUUCAUACGUCGCAACGUAACCAAGAAAAUAGAUAGAACGUCGCGUCGAGCAUGCUGCUUGUCGGAAAUUUGUUGACCGCAGGUCUAGUGGACCUCAUUUACAGGGCUGUCAACAAGCUUUGCUGGUCAUUCUAUCGUCAUUCUAUUGAGGCAGCAGUGCUGCCGGAUGUACUUCUAGUUCUAGGUUCUAGCCCUAACCGUUGCUGUCGACGUCGAACUAGCGCAACGGCAGGGUGCUCCUGGGCUUGCAGACGACGAAGGCGCGAACUCUGUUGUACAAGGAAAUGGCACAGAAGCAGAUACUGAAGCUUAUUCUUCAACUUCAAGCCAACAAGAGACAAUACAAAAGGAUGCAGAGCCAGAGCAGGGGAGUGAUCAAUGCUCGGAAGUGAAGACGAAGACUCCUGUCGACGAGAGCUCUCAGCGACCAGCGUCGCACGUCUCUAACGUGCGUGGCAGUGAUGAAGCAGACAGAAAAUCCGGUGCAGCGAGCAGGCCAACACCAAGAAGGUACUCUUGCUCACCUAAAAAUGUGCUUACUUUCUGUGGCAUGCAUGCAGAUCUGGUUUUACAGUUACAUUGAUGUGUGAAAGUGAAUUCAAUUGUAACAAACAACCAGUUAUGCGUCCUUUGUGGUGUUGCAACAAUCAUUCUUGUCAACAUUCGUCCUGUACUUUUAGAUCUGUAGCAGCGACUCCGACUCCGCUUCGGGAAGCCUUCAACUUUCGAACAGAACUGGCACGACUACCCCUCGAUCGGCAAAAGCGCGUCACAAAUGUGCAAGUGCUUGGAUCUAGCGGAAAUUUGGUGCACUUCGAUAUUCAAACACGCAGCUCUACAGUACAACACACGUCGAUGACAGAAGAGGAGAGGAACGAGGACGAGGAUGUAUCUACUUCAGAUACGAGUUCAUCUUCGCCACGAAAAGCUAGUACUUCUUCUGCGAGUUUUGUGAUGAGGAUAUCGCAUUUGGAGGACUACCCAACGCGGAUGGACUGUGUCAGUGUGCAGUCAGAAGGCGACACCGUGCCGUGUGCUGGUGUGCUUUUCCGCGUUUGGUCCUCGCUGCAACAGUCUAUUAACGUGUAUAACAGGGAUGACUACGCAGCGCGUGUUGUCGACGCCCUUAUCGAUAAAAGUGACGCCGUUUACGGAAUUCCUCGCUCACGGAAUCAACGGCCGAAUGAAUCAGCAUCGGCCGCUCCUGGCGUAUCUGAUCUGCAUCUUCGGGGGAAGAAGAGCAAGAGUAGCAGCGUAAAAACUACGCUGAAGACAAAGCGACCGCCAGGGGCGGCAAUACAAAAAACGGAACAUUCAGAAGCAGCAGGCAAGGGAACGAAGAGUCGAGAUUCCUCAUCGACUUCCAGUUCUACGGCGACGCAGUCAUCGUCCUCUUCUUCACAAAAAAAAAAAUCGUCAGAAUCUACGAGCAGCAAGAAAUUGGAAGGAGAAAAAGACACGGCGUCGGAUGAAGCGCAGUCGAGACAAACAAAGACUGCUCUUGAAGAGUGGCUCAGGACAGGCGAGUCCGGCGAGGAUUUGACGCAAACCGUGAGUUCCCUGGCCGAUUUGGAGUGGGCAGAACUACGAGCUAUCAUAGCAGCACGUGAAGCAGUGCACGAAGCGACCCAUGAACGCUACGUCCCGCGACAAAGGCGCAUAUUCGACGACAGAGGCAACUUCAUAGAAGAUAUCGAGAACUCAUCGCACAAGACAUUCGUUGAUGGAAGGAGUGAAAAAGCAGACUUUGACAGGAGCGACGAAGGGGAGGUGGAGACUCCACCAGGGGGUGCAGAAGCCAGUCAAUCUCUGUUAGAAACUAAGGAAUCAGCAAUAGACUAGGGAAGCAGCGUGCACUUAAUAUGUUCUUUGCCCCAUUCCGACGACCCUGUUUUUGUUCUUGCAAAGCAUCUAGGUAGAACAACUUCUACGCAGACGCCGCUGUGCGUAAAAAUAUCAGUUACGCACAUUUAUCAAGCACUUCUAGUUGUUAGACGUGCAAGCACGUGGCUUUUUUUACAACAGGUGGGGCCAGAGAAUUCGACCGCGG